Molecule: messenger RNA, 835 nt
Organism: Oppia nitens
Lineage: Eukaryota; Metazoa; Arthropoda; Arachnida; Sarcoptiformes; Oppiidae
Exons: 2
Coding region: 52-834 (260 amino acids)
Source: RefSeq, a predicted model, not a curated record
CUAACUAUUUAUUCAAAUAUUUUUAUUCAAUUAUCUGAAUUAUAACCACAAAUGAAAAUGAGAUCACAAUUUGCAUUAAUCUGUUGUCUCAUCUUAUUAUUGUCUGACAAUAUAUCUUCUGAACAACAGAAGUCAACAAAAGAGUUGAUCACUGAAUCCAAUGAACAGAUAUACGACAUCAAUGUCAUCAUUACUGUUCCAAUUGUGGUCACAAUUGUCCUGUUGGUGGUCGUGCUCUUGUGUUGCUUAAUGUUUAGUCUUAGAGACUCACGCGAAGGACAGCUCCCGGUGAUUGUGGCCAACACUAAUCGUUCAGAGACAACAUCAGCGUCGAACAUACCGGCCGUCAGUUUGGAUCAGUCACAUACUGUCAGUCAGGGAUGUUCUGCUUGUUCGGGACCUAAUUCUGCUACUGGUAUCUGCAUCUGCCAUAAAGUCAAAGAGCAGUCAAAAUCUGGUCUACAAAACUCUGGCAACACUUCAACUUCGGGAUCAAUCCGGGCGUCAGUGUCCGACAGUGUCAGACCAAAAUGUGUCUCAAUUUCUGGCAGUUCUUUCAAAUCGACGAGUUUACAAAAGUCGAUGAAUACACAGAAGUCACCACUACCUCAACGCAGUACUUCCAUACAAACACUUUCACCAAUCAAGACCAAUAGCGUUGUCAAUAAUUGCGACGACGAUGACGAUGAUGACGAAGAAGAGAUCAACGACUUUGAGUUGAUUGAAAAGAAACCAAACCUUACUCCAAGACCGUCGCAGACAUUCGGAAACAUUUCGCCGAAAACUCAGAAGACUCCGAUCACUUCCAAGACACCGACCCUUAAGUCGAUUUAAU